AUGUGGAAGGCCGUGAUGAAUGCUUGGAAUGGAACCGAGAGUCAAAGUAAGAAUGUUUCAAAUAUUCAAUCUUACAGUUUUGAAGACAUGAAAAGAAUCGUUGGAAAGCAUGAUCCUAAUGUGGUUUUGGUAGAUGUUAGAGAACCAUCUGAGUACUCGAUUGUUCAUAUUCCUGCUUCCAUCAAUGUGCCAUAUAGAUCGCACCCUGACGCAUUUGCCUUAGAUCCUUUAGAAUUUGAGAAACAGAUUGGCAUCCCAAAACCUGACAGUGCCAAGGAGCUAAUAUUUUAUUGUGCUUCUGGCAAACGCGGGGGAGAAGCUCAAAAAGUCGCCUCCUCACAUGGAUAUUCAAACACCUCACUAUAUCCUGGCUCUAUGAAUGAUUGGGUUUCUCAUGGGGGUGAUAAACUUGACUUAUAG
Molecule: messenger RNA, 420 nt
Organism: Saccharomyces cerevisiae S288C
Lineage: Eukaryota; Fungi; Ascomycota; Saccharomycetes; Saccharomycetales; Saccharomycetaceae
Gene: RDL1
Product: thiosulfate sulfurtransferase RDL1
Exons: 1
Coding region: 1-420 (139 amino acids)
Cellular component (GO): mitochondrion
Source: RefSeq, marked reviewed